Durotheca rogersii is the source of this 623-nucleotide messenger RNA. RefSeq lists its product as uncharacterized. NCBI's taxonomy places the organism in Eukaryota, Fungi, Ascomycota, Sordariomycetes, Xylariales, Xylariaceae. The record is from RefSeq and is a predicted model, not a curated record. The transcript has 2 exons. The coding region runs from base 279 to 590 and encodes 103 amino acids.
AGCGCAUGUGUGGGUUUGAGAGCGAUGCCAUUCGUUUGACAAAAUCUUGCGUCAUAGCAAUUGCAUGAGACGGAAUCUGACAAAGAAUUUAGCUGCGGCAAUUGGAAAGAAAAAUCUUGCUCAUCAUCAGAAUCGUGAUCAUGAUACAAGGUGAUAAACAAACACACAAGCCACCUCUAGACAUGUGCUGGAUAUAAUUAUGUACCUACCUGGCCUGCCUGCGUACGCAAAAGUCCUAGCUUAGGUAGAUAGAUAUACAUCAUUGCAUCGACGACCGGAUGGAGAGCGCCUUGUUUCUUGCCCUUCCCCUCUCUCGUCUUUUUCUCUUUCUUUCCCCCUCUUCCGUUGCGCUCUCGUCUUGCGAUACAUACCUACUCAUAGACCUUGUUCCGAGUCCGAAGACUGAAGUAACCCGUUUCGACGGGAAAUCUCUUGGCUACGGCAAGGGGUGUCGUCAUAGUCGCCCCUCCGCAUGGCGAGGAGAUUGGAGAUGUCGAACGCGAGUGGCGGAUGAUUGGCUGGCCGGUGCCCAGCGGGAUAUACUACGUAGUGCCUCGCAGGCCUGCCCGCCCUCCGCAAGUCGAGCAUGACACAAUCCAGCCGUUUCCAAUGGGUGUGAGGCC